Messenger RNA from Tuber melanosporum (Perigord truffle), 1289 nucleotides. RefSeq lists its product as uncharacterized. The record is from RefSeq and is a predicted model, not a curated record. The transcript has 3 exons. Bases 45 to 1061 code for a protein of 338 amino acids. NCBI's taxonomy places the organism in Eukaryota, Fungi, Ascomycota, Pezizomycetes, Pezizales, Tuberaceae. Gene Ontology annotation, cellular component: nucleus. Gene Ontology annotation, biological process: chromatin organization.
CAACCACAAACGACACCACCAACGCAUCUAUACCAGCAUCCACCAUGUCCGGUCCAGCCGCCAGCACACCCUCGCGCUUUGUCGCAAACACCGAAACUCUGGAGGACGUGCUAAAGACGCAAACCGUCGGUCUCGUGCAUUUAAGCGAAUUCAAGAAGCGCCGUGUGGAAUUAGCCGAACAGCGAGAUCGCGAAGCAGCUGAGAAAUUACAACCCAUUCGCAGCAGCGGAGGCGGGGGAGGCUCGAGCUCGUCUCGUGAAGGCAGUGAAGCGCCCACCGGUAGCAGUGGCGGCAAGAGGACAAAUAAGCGCAGGAAGGUGGUCAAGGGGAAAUUGUCGUUUGCGGGGGAGGACGAUGGCGAUGAUGGUACGGAUGACGGCGGCGACUCUUCAUCCGCCGACCCAACAAGGUCUAAUAGCGAGGAUAACAAUAAGAGUGGUGAGGAGGAUGAGGUGAAGAAGCGGAAGGUCAAUCCGAAAUUGGGUCUGCCGGCUCCGAAGGUCUUGACGAAGAAUACGCUUUUGAGGGAAGCUCAGGAGCGUGAAACCUUGAGGAGGGAGUUUUUGGCUUUACAGGAGAAAAUUAAAAAUGAAGAGAUUAGCAUUCCGUUUGUCUUUUACGAUGGCACCAAUGUUGCGCCGCCCACCGGAGAGGGAGUGACAGUUAAGAAAGGCGAGGCUGUAUGGCUAUUCCUCGAACGUGCUAGGAGAAUGUCUGGACGCAGGGAGUGGCUCAGAGUAUCGGUCGAUGAUUUACUGCUGGUUCGGGGUGAAGUUAUAAUACCUCACCACUUUGAAUUCUACUACUUUAUCGUCAAUCGCACGAUGGGGCCCAACGGACUAUUGUUCGAUUUCCCUUCAUCUCCAUCGCCCACACCCCAGACCCCCACCACUAAUCCCAACAGAGAUGACCCCACAAUGACUAAAGUGGUGGAUCGUCGCUGGUACGAACGGAAUAAACACAUAUUCCCUGCAAGCGUAUGGACAGAAUUUGAUCCUAAUACGGAUUACUCGAACAUGGUACGACGGGAUAUGGGUGGGAAUGCAUUCUUUUUCGGUUGAGCCAACUUGGUGCCAGUGGCCAACUCUGGCUGGUGGCGGUUGAGGGGCGGGAGGAUGUGCUAUCAGAAGAUCUUUCGUAAACCCAUGGUAUGAUACCGUGCGGUAUAUAUUAUGUUUUUGUGCUCUUUUCCCUACCCUUCGCUGGUUUAGUAGCAUAGACUACGGGAUAUGGACUAAUUGUUAGACCUCGAUGUAAAACUACUUAUAAUCAAUGAAACUGGUGAUUGG